AAAAUAGACGCACCCAAUCCUGCCUUAAUCAAGCUAGGAAUUUGCCAUACGAUUUUGUAUAAUAAUCAAACCCUAUAAUAAUCAUAUACACUAGAGAAAAUGGGAAGUGCUUGUUCUUCGACCUCUAAUGUUGCCGAAAAGGAAAAAGUUGAGGAUGAACCAAAGACUCACAGAAGUACUAAGAAGGAAUCAUUCAAGAAGGAGCCACCAAAGGAACAAAAAGAUCAUGAUGAUAACAAAUCAACCACCUCAUCUAAAUCGAGUAAAUCAGGAAAACAUAAACCAGCUAAGGUAGAGGAACAGGCAGAAGAAGUGCAAGCUGAAGAGGAAACUACAUCGGAGAAAAAACAAGAAGAAACAAGUGAAUGUGGAUCGAAUUCACCUCCAAAAAUUGAGGAAAAGGCAGAAAUUGAAGAGGAAGCUGAAGAAGUUGAAAACAAGGAAGAAGAAGAUAAGGAGGAAAGUGAAGAGGAAGCCGAAGAAGUAGACAAUAAGGAGGAAGAAAAUAAGGAAGAAGAGGCAAAUGAGGAAGAAGAAGAGGAAGCUGAAGAAGUAGAAAACAAGGAGGAAGAAAAUAUGGAAGAAAAUGAAGAAGAAUCAUCUGAAAAGGUAGAAGAAGAUUUGGAAAAGUUACAGGAAGAUAUUGAAAAGGUUGAGCAGGCUCUCGAAGAAGCUGAAGAACAACUUGAUGAGCUUGAAAAGGAAGAAGAAAACCAAGAAGAAGCCAAUGAAGAAGCAGAAGAACAACAGGAAGAAGAGCAGGAAGAGAAGGCAGCUCUUGAUGAAGAGGAAGGAGAUGUAAUGCAACCAGAAGAUGACAAUAUUCAAGGUCUUGACAACCAAGAAGAUGAACAAGCCGAAGCUGAACCAGAAGCAGAAGUUCAGGGUGGAGGUGACGAUGAAUAAACACUACCAGGUAAGCU
This is a messenger RNA of Naegleria gruberi, 923 nucleotides long. RefSeq lists its product as uncharacterized. The record is from RefSeq and is a predicted model, not a curated record. The transcript has a single exon. Lineage: Eukaryota; Heterolobosea; Eutetramitea; Acrasida; Naegleriidae. Bases 100 to 906 code for a protein of 268 amino acids.